UUAGUUGACAUAUAAGGUUGGUUAGCUUACAGAAGUUGUUAGGAAAUGUUGUGACACAUAUUCUGUUAUUUGUACAUUGAGCCACUGGUUUGUGUGUGUUUUUGUAUGUGUGAACCCUAGUGACUUCACUGAUUGGAUGAUAGUGGAGGUCACAAUGAUCACAGAUAUAAGUGUCGAGGAGUCCAGGUCAUGUAACUGCAUACGAGUCUGUUGGAGAUAAAUGUAUUUCACAGAAUUAAGUAAACUGGUUGGAUUAAGAAGAACACCACACAGUUCACUUGGCUGAAACAUUAUUAUUUAGUUAAUCAUACUGGAUUAACAUUGAACAUGGAGUUCACAGGAAUAGUUACUGUAGUUUUGGUUUUAGGUUGCUUUUCCUGUAUUUGUCAAUCAAUCUAUAUUCCUGGCAGGGACGUCACUAAACCACCGUUGCGAAGAGAGAUAUUGGUAAGGCCACCUCUGCAUGAACGUAUUGGUGUAGGUGUGAACAAUGCGACAGAUUACACCAGCUUAGAACAGUUCGACGACGGAAUUUUGCUCAUUAACGUGGGGCACAACAAGCCAGAAUACAGGCCAAUAAAGUUUGCAGAUGAAGUGGAGAAAGACGCCAGCAGUGAGGACGGGAAAGAGGUGCCUUCGACCCAGGUGCCAUUCAUCGAAACUGUGACGGGCUUGAGAUGGACCCCGGGCACCUACGGGGAGACGGCGCCCGGCCGUCGCGUCGUCGUCACGUGUCCCAAGGGAACCACAGGGCAGUUCCCCUACCCCCCGAACUGCAUGUACUUCCUGAACUGCUGGAAGGGCCGAGGAUUCGUGCAGCCGUGCGCACCGGGGACCCUGUUUAACCCUCGCACCUUGGAGUGCGACUUUCCCGGCAAAGUGAAGUGCUUGCCGUACAGAGAGGUGGAGGAGAGACCUGCCAGGGCUCCAGAGCGAGGCACGGUGCGCGCGCCCAAACAGCUCGUGCGCUCCACGCCGAGACCCCACGUAACCACGUCACAACACGCCCCCCGGCAGAUCGCGUGUACCAUGGAGGGGGGGACUGGCCUGGCGCCUCAUCCUUCGCACUGCGGCAAGUUCGUCAACUGCUGGCAGGGCACACCUCACGUCCAGAGCUGCGGCCCGGGAACCCUGUUCAAUCCCUCUCUGCUGCAGUGUGAUCACCCUUACAAUGUUGACUGCCAGACGGAGAGCAACAGAGCACCGAGAAUUGAUGAGCCUGAACCACGUCCUCCGGAGAGUCCAGAAGAGAGGCCAAGAACUUCAACUGAAGCACCCCCAGUGCCGUCCACCACAGUGACUCACUCUGCAACCGAGAGCACUACAGCACCAACGUCAACAACCACGCAUGCGGGCACCGCCUCGACGACGCCAGACACCUCCUUCCUCGCGGAGCACUUGGAUGCCAGCGGUCAGGUGCUCAGGCUGCGCGGGGGGUCCGGGCCGUGGGAGGGCUACGUGCAGAUGCGGGAUUCCGGCCCUGGGUGGGGCCUGGUGUGCGACGACUUUGCGAGCUGGACCAUCCAGGAGGCGCACGUGGUCUGCCGGCAGCUCGGCUUCGAGAGGGGGGCGGAGUUUGCGUGGCAGGGCCGGCCGGUGCGGCCGACGGACGACACCCUGAAGGUCUCCGUGGACGCCGUCACCUGCUCCGGGGACGAGGCAACCUUGCAGGGCUGCCGACUGGCGCGCGGCCGGGAGAGCUGCCUCGUGGCACGGGACGCGGUGGGCGUGCGCUGCCGCCUGAACAGCGCGUCGCAGUGCGCCCCCGGGGACGCCAACCACGGGGGCCGCUGCUACGCGCUGGUGGAGGAGGGGCGGGCAGAAGCCUUCACCCACGGAGAAGCCAUUCAGCACUGCCAGCUCCUCGGAGGUCACCUGCUCGACAUCAACUCACAGGCUGAGAACGAUUUUAUUUCCGAGUGGCUGAUCCAGCUGAAGCCUGAAAUAACUAGUAUUAUCACGUCUGGUGUUGGUGUUAACGUGGGUGGUAGUUCAUUGUGGAUAUGGGAGAGUUCUAAAAAACUGCUCAGCUUUGAGAAGUGGUGGCCAGGAUGGACCAGGGAAUACGGUGGAACCCCUCAGAUAAGCGACAAGCCUCUGUGCCUCGAGGCCACGAGAAUGUUCCCUUGCGACAUGUCAUACUACUCCAGCCAGGAGCAGGAGGACAGGAAGAUGUGUGCUGCCAACUACUUCUACUGGGACACCGAGGACUGCAGCGUUUCACACAGCCAUCCGUACAUAUGUGAGAAACCUCGCCUCGACAUUGGCUGUGCGAACGGCGCGGGAGACGACUACGACGGCCCGGCCAACGUCACUGUGAACGGAGAGCCCUGCCUCGACUGGGACCUGGAGGAGGUGCUGCCGUACGUGUGGCCCAGAGUCUCCGCAGCGGACAUGGCCUCCAAGCUGUCGGGGCACAACCACUGCCGCAACGUGGGCGGCUCAGAGUCCCAACCCUGGUGCUACGUCGGGCCUCGUGGCAAGAUGGACCUGUGUGACAUCCCGCCCUGCUGGAGCUCAGACAUCUUGAGGAACCCGUCCGAAGAGACAUUCAAGUGUGGCAGCAACCAGUUCCAGUGUGGCAUGCGUGAGUGCAUAGAGUCAACGUGGCUGUGCGACGGUCACAAGGACUGCAGCAACGGACGCGACGAACUUCACUGCACCAGGAGCCUCAGCAGAUUCACCCUCCACGAAGCCAGCAGGCUGACUGGUCAUGACGUAGAGAAGUGGAUUCAGGCCAGCCCUAACGCCUGCGCUCGGCGGUGCCUGGAGGUCAAGCACUUCAAGUGCCUCUCUUUCAGUUACAACAGUGAGGAUGGCUCAUGUGUCCUCAGCAACAGCAACAUUGGCAUGUCUGGGAACUUGCAAGCUCAUGAGAAAUGGAACUAUUACGAAAGGAAAUCUGGUACCGUCAACUGUGCUGAAAGGUUUUUGUGUGCCAAUGGGAAAUGCAUAAAUGCUUCAGCGGAAUGUAAUGGCAAAAAUGACUGCGGUGAUAGAUCAGACGAACGGAACUGCUCCACUGAAUAUCUUGACUACGGCAUAAGGCUUGCUGGAGGGAAAACAUUGUACGAAGGCAGAGUGGAAGUGAAAGUGUUCGGCCGCUGGGGCGUGGUGUGUGAUGACCAGUUCGGUCCACGGGAUGCAGGGGUGGUGUGCCGAGAGCUAGGGUUCUCCCUGGGAGCUGCAGAUGUGAGGCCCAGCUCGUACUUCUGGUCCCGCGACACCAGCCCUCUGUUCCUCGUGGACGAACUGCAGUGCUUCGGCAAUGAGACUUCGCUGCGGGAGUGUGACUUCAACGGGUGGGGUGUUCACGACUGCACAGCUGACGAGGUGGCAGGAGUGGUGUGUAAGCAGCCCGGCAUGCAGUGCCCGGAUGGCAAGUGGCAGUGCCAGUACAGCGAAGAGUGCAUCUCGGUUGCCCUCUUGUGCGACAGCGUGGCUGACUGUGACGACGGCAGUGACGAGUCGUCUGCGUGCGAGGCGGGCGCCCAGCUGCGCCUGGCCGGGGGCUCCAGUGGCUCGGAGGGCCGCGUGGAGGUGCUGCACAUGGGCGUGUGGGGCACCGUGUGCGACGACGACUUCACUCCCGCGACCGCUGCCGUGGUGUGCCGCGCCCUGGGGCUCCAGGGGCCCGCCGAGGUGCGCAAGAACGCCUUGUUCGGUCCCGGGGACGGGCCCAUCUGGCUGCACCAGCUGCAGUGCGCGGGGAACGAGAGCCGCCUGGAGGACUGCUUCCACGCCGAGUGGGGGCGGCACAACUGCCAGCACGACGAGGACGUGGGUGUCGUGUGUUCCCCGGGGAGGGUCUCCCGCGGCCCGGACCAGACUGAACUUGUUAAUGCAAGUAUUCCUGAUUCUGAGAAUUCUGUGUUUCCUGGGGCCAACCUCUUGCCGUCUGAAUGUGGUGUGAAGAACCUUGAAGGGUCGAGGGAAGACGGCCCAGGUGUAGAAGCUCGUGUUGUUCAAGGCAAAGUGGUUGUUAAAGGAAUGUAUCCUUGGCAGGCCAGCGUGAGAGUGCGUGGCCCGAGCAAGUCCGCGCACUGGUGCGGGGCCGUGAUCGUCUCCCCCCUGCACGUGCUGACGGCCGCCCACUGCCUCACCGACUACUCCAAGGAGCACUACUUUGUGCGUGUGGCCGACCACGACACGGAGGCUCAUGAGGGAACGGAGCAGGAGGCGAACAUUGAAGAAAUCUACUUCCACGAGAAGUUCAACAAGGGCUCGCGGCUGAACAACGACAUUGCGCUGGUGAGGCUGAAAGGGCGCGGCGUCAUGCUGGGCGGCGAUGCGCGGCCCAUCUGUCUGCCCUCGCCGAACGUCCGCUACACUCCCGGCCUCAACUGCACCGUGUCUGGCUGGGGCCAGACCAAAGCCAGCAUCUCCGGUCACUCACGCAGACUCCAAGCGACGUGGCUGCCGAUACUACCGCGUGACACGUGCAAGGCCAGUUUCGUAUACGGCGCAGCAGUCAUCUCCGAGGGCAUGUUCUGUGCGGGCCACCUGGAGGGUGGCGUUGAUGCCUGCCAGGGAGACUCUGGUGGGCCCUUGGUCUGCCUCCACGAAGGACAUUUCACUCUGUUCGGCAUCGUCAGCUGGGGGCAAGGCUGCGGCCGGCCCAACAAGCCCGGCGUCUACUCCAACAUCGCCUACUACAGGACGUGGAUCGACCAAAAGCUGCAAGAUUCUGCAACUGGCCGCUGAGACAAGCACCAGUGGAGAGGAGGGGGGAGGAAUGUAGGUUGAUUCAUUACAAGCAAAACUUACUCAACUCAACAGUGCGUGUAAAUUUGUAUAGUGAAUGCUGUAAACAAAUAAUGUUGUAUAUUUUCAUGCAUAAUACAAGCCCAUCUUUUUCUUGUUUGGAGGGAAAUCAAAAAAAAAAUUAAUAAUCAAGUUCUGCAAGUAAAAUAUUUUGCUAAGACAUUCCUUAAUCAUAGAAGAGAAACAGAUUGAAGGAAAAGGAUUUUGUCACAAUUGUUUUUUUGUAACUUUAUUGUUUUUUAGUAAAAAAAAGUUUUCAUUUUGUUCCUAUGAAAAUGGAAAAUGUCUUGUAGUAAUGAUAGUAAUACUUGCAAGAAGAUAUAUUUAGUCAAAUAAUUUUUGAACAACCAAUUGAUAAGACUGGUUAAGGCAGCAAAACACGAACCUCACUAGAGUGCAUCCAGACAGUCAAAUGUUCACCCAAUGUUUGUAUGGUAUGAAUGAACAUCUAGGAAUACAGUAGAACCUCACUUUGUGUAACCAGGAUUUAUAAAUUCCCAUGAUUACCUUUUUUUUUACUUUCACGAUAAUUUUCCUUAUAGUGUUCUUGCAUAACUUUCCUGCUCCAUGCGAAAGCACUUCCUACUUUUUUACAUUGCAACAGUGGUGCAUUUAAUACAAAAACCAUUAGAGAAAAGUUUUGAUGAACCAAUAAAAGGUGAAAGUGAA
Messenger RNA from Bacillus rossius redtenbacheri, 5433 nucleotides. RefSeq lists its product as uncharacterized. The transcript is spliced from 20 exons. Gene Ontology annotation, biological process: proteolysis. The coding region runs from base 328 to 4704 and encodes 1458 amino acids. NCBI's taxonomy places the organism in Eukaryota, Metazoa, Arthropoda, Insecta, Phasmatodea, Bacillidae. Gene Ontology annotation, cellular component: membrane; extracellular region. Gene Ontology annotation, molecular function: protein binding; serine-type endopeptidase activity; chitin binding. The record is from RefSeq and is a predicted model, not a curated record.